Balaenoptera ricei (Rice's whale) is the source of this 1273-nucleotide messenger RNA. RefSeq names its product CCDC163 homolog (gene CCDC163). Lineage: Eukaryota; Metazoa; Chordata; Mammalia; Artiodactyla; Balaenopteridae. The transcript is spliced from 9 exons. Bases 290 to 1111 code for a protein of 273 amino acids. The record is from RefSeq and is a predicted model, not a curated record.
UAGCCUGCAUCGCCAGCUGUCUCCAGCAGAGGUGAACUCAGUUUCCCAAGUGGCGCUGCGGAGGCCAGUGCGAAGUCGGGCUUUCCCGGCCUACCGUAAGGUUUGAACCGGGCGGCGGCAGUAGUCGCUGGCACAGGUUCGGUGUGAUGGCGCAAGUGUCGUGCGUCUGGAAAGGUCUCGACCAAGAUUCGAUCUGACGUUGUGGUCUUUCCUGGGCUGUGCCUUGGGUGUCCACAGUUGGGAGAACAAGGGCACAAGAUGCCAGGGAGCCAGACCCCUGCCGCAGGCUAUGAGUAGGAGCCUGAGCUGGUCUGAGCAGCUCGACGCGCUUCUCAACGCUACUGACGGAAAUGUGGCCAGGAUUAAGCAAAGGCUGUAUCCCCUUGGAGUCUCCACCGCGGCAGGAGACCUGACUGGGACCUGGAUUUCCCCUCAUUACUUGCCUCCCCAGUCCGGAGUCCAAGCUCAACAGCCUUGGGCUCUAGAGACUCCCAUUGUCCCAGAGAGACUAAGUUGGGCUGAGGCCCGUAGUGCAUCUUCUCUCUGGGAUGAAGUUACUAUUCUUCGAUCCCAGCUUCGAUCCCAGGCUCAGGUGACUGAAGCACUAAGGCAGGCUGUGCAGGGCCUGCUGGAAGAGCGAGUGCAGCAGAAGUACCAGAUCUCUGCGCUAGAAGCAUCACUAAGGUUGCUGCAGGGGGGCCCAGAGCAAAGGGUCCUUCUCCUGGAGCAACGCCUGGAGGGGCUGAGAAGGGAACUGCAGGGUCUUCGAAGCCAGGUACAGCAACAGGCCCGAGCCCAAAUACAAACAGGACCACAGAAGUGCAGUGCUACCAGUGGCCUUCACCAAGAGCUGCAGAAUGAUCCACAACUGCUGUGGGAGGAGUCAGAGAUUCUUCGGGAGGAACUGAAGUUGCUGCGGGACCAGCUGAGCCAGCACCAGGAGCUGCUGCUGAAACAGAUGACUGAGGGGCGGCAAGCUCAGGCCCACAGCUGGAAGAUCUCCAGAGGCAUACCCUUUCUAACCUGGAGCCCAGCAGCUUUCAGCUCCAGGCCCAGAGCCCUAUACUUUAAGGGCCCCAAGAUGCUCCUGAGUGACUGUAAGGACUUGUAAGGGCAGUAGAAUGAUGUCUUCUUUGCUCACCUUCCCCUCCAAGGUCCUGUUUCUGGGUCCCCUUCCCCUCCCCUCUUGAUCUAGCUGGUGUUUGCCCUCCCUACUGAGGCUUGUCACUGCCUGUCCAUCCUUACCCACAAGCAAUAAAAUGGUUUAAUUCUC